Perca flavescens (yellow perch) is the source of this 4618-nucleotide messenger RNA. It is a transcript of the gene gpr158b, whose product is annotated as G protein-coupled receptor 158b. Bases 1 to 3987 code for a protein of 1328 amino acids. The record is from RefSeq and is a predicted model, not a curated record. Gene Ontology annotation, biological process: G protein-coupled receptor signaling pathway. Lineage: Eukaryota; Metazoa; Chordata; Actinopteri; Perciformes; Percidae. The transcript has 14 exons. Gene Ontology annotation, cellular component: membrane. Gene Ontology annotation, molecular function: G protein-coupled receptor activity.
AUGACGUCGAAUGUUUCUGAUCCCGCGAAGAAGCAGAAGAAAGAGAGUGGCUUUGGUUAUGCUCGCCACACUUUGCCAAGUGCCCCCGGAUUCUUCUUUGUGCCUGUAAAACAGAAAGACAUGGCUCUCCUGGUCGUCCCGCUGCUUCUGCAAACAGGACUGGUUUUGGGAUCAAACUACGGUUAUGUGGAGUGGUCGGAUAAUGAGCGAGACGAGAAGAACCCACCGGUCUUCAGCACCCAAAACAUCAACAGGGAGCCGCCCCACCACCCGACCUACUACUCGGUACCGGCCACGGAGCGCGCAGUGGUGGCGCACAAAAUUGAGGAGGACCUGCCGAGGGUGGUGACCGCGUUCCUGCACACCGGGGAUUCCUCAGCGCUGAGGCAUGUCAACUGUUCGCGGAGGUACGAGCUGAGGAGCCUGCGAGGCGGCCUGCACGUCGCCUCCCACUACUCCCUGCACAGCAUCCUGGACACUGUAGCGCACGCCACAAACUUCCUGAACAUGAUCCUGCAGGCCAACAGGUCCCGGGAGCAGAGCCCGCGGAUGGACAUCCACUGGUACCACGCGCUGGUCCAGAGUAUCCUCGAGGGGGACCCCAAAAUCUACAGGGCGGUGGUGACCUUCCACGCGGACACACCGACACCGGGCCCACAGAUUUUCCUCCAGGCGACCAGAACCGAGAAGGAGGUGGUGCUGCAGGACUUGUCCGGCUCUGCGCACCGUCACCUGAGCAGCAAGAGCCCGGAGUCCGACUGGUUUACUGAGUUUAGGGACGGGAGGAGACCACACAUGCACAGAAGAGUCCAGGAGGCGUCGGGCACCAGGAGUGGAAGUUACCUUCUGGACAAAAACCAGAUCAAGUGGUCGGCGCCGUACCUGGAGUGUGAACACGGGGCGUUUGUGCCAUAUUGGCUGCUCACCUUGUCUGCUGGCUUUUAUGGACUGAAGAGGAACUCUGCACCAGAGUUCAGGGGUGUGGUUCGUGUGGAUGUGAACCUGCAGGAUGUGGACAUUGACCAGUGCUCCAACAGUGGCUGGUUCGCUGGGACCCACCGCUGUAAUGUCACCAGCAUGGAAUGCACUCCCAUCGCCGGCCAUGGAUUUGUGUUGGACAAGUACAAGUGCCAGUGCAGGAGAGGAUUCUUCCACCCAAGCCGAGUGGCGCUCAAUGGCUUUAAAAGUAAGGAGCAUGGCACCAACAGAGACGAGACCUCUGACGUGUCCAGUAAGUGCCUGCCGUGCCACGAUGGCUGCCCCUACUGCCAGGACGACACGCCCUGCCUGGCGCAGGAGGAUGGUGCUCUGCGGCUUGCUGUGGCCUCCUUCCAUGCUCUGUGCAUGGUGCUGGACCUGGCCAGCAUGGUGGUGGUCUACCACUUCAGGAGGAAGAAGAGCAUCCGGACAUCUGGUCUGAUUCUGCUGGAAGCCAUCUUGGUUGGGGCUUUACUGCUCUACUUCCCAGUGAUGAUCCUGUACUUCCAACCUAGUGUGUUUCGCUGUGUCCUCCUGAGAUGGGUUCGCCUCCUGGGUUUUGCCGUCAUGUACGGCACCGUCAUCCUCAAGCUGUACAGGGUGUUAAAGGUGUUCCUGUCCCGCACGGCUCAGAGGACGCCUUACAUGACCAGCUGGCGGGUACUGCGGCUGCUAGUGGUGAUCCUGCUGGUGGUGCUGUGGUUCCUGGUGGCAUGGACCUCAGCCGUGUGCCAGAACCCUGAGCUGAGUCGGGCUCUGAUUGCCGCAGGCCUCACCCCAGAGGGGCUGCAGUUCAGCAUGUGUCUGCUGGAUCGAUGGGAUUACAUGAUGGCUGUCGCGGAGUUCCUGUUCCUGCUGUGGGGAGUGUACCUCUGCUUCGCGGUCCGCACUGUACCGUCCGCUUUCCACGAGCCACGUUACAUGGCUGUGGCCAUCUACAAUGAGCUCCUCAUAUCAGCCAUCUUCCACAUCAUCAGGUUCUCUCUGGUGCCGGGGCUGCACCCUGACUGGAUGCUCAUGUUGUUCUGUGCUCACACUCAUCUGACUGUGACUGUGACUCUGGGCCUGCUGCUCCUCCCAAAGUUCCUGUCCAAAGGGACUCAGGCCAGGGAUGAUAUUGCCACAGAGGCCUAUGAGGAGGAGCUGGACAUGGGAAGGUCUGGCUCUUACCUCAACAACAGCAUUACCUCGGCCUGGAGUGAGCACAGCUUGGACCCUGAGGAUAUACGGGAUGAGUUGAAGAAGCUGUAUGCCCAGCUGGAAGUCUACAAAUGUAAGAAGAUGCUCGCUAACAACCCUCACCUCCAAAAGAAGCGCAACUCCAAGAAAGGUCUGGGUCGCUCCCUGAUAAAACGGAUAACAGAGAUCCCAGAGACGAUGCACUUACACCGGCAGUGCAGUCGUGAGGACGGAAGCGAACACGGCAGCAACCGCAGCACCUUGAGGAGAAACCCAUUUGAACCGAGUCACCACGCCAAACCUCGGGAUGACUCCCUGAAAAAUAAAGUCAUAGGCUUGAAGAAGUCACUCAGCUAUGACCACGUAUGUGACCAGAAUGAGGAAACUGGAAGCCAAACUGGCUCGACGGCAGGAGACAAAACGACUCCUGUUGGAGGUGGUGGGGAAGGAUCUCUUCUGGGUUCCCUGAUUGGUCGGAAGAAUACUAAGAAGCAGCUGGAACCAGCUGCGACCCCACCGAGACUGGAACCAGCUGAGUCCACAGAGUCUGUUCCACUGUUCUGGAAAUCAGCCAGCGCUCACAACUUAACGCACGAGAAGAAACCUGUCCACCUGCGGACCUCCAUCAUGCAGAAGUCGCUGAGUGUGAUUGCGAGUGCCAAGGAAAAGAUGCCAGGGCUUACCAACAAGACGCAAAGCGUGGAGGACGCCAGUAAGAAGGGUCUGAAGGGACAGGAUGAGAGGAUGCUGUCUGAAGUGGAUGAGACCCCUGAGCAUUACCCCAAGAUGAUCAUCAGCCAGUCAGUGGAGUACUCCAAGACACCCAUGAAGAUGGGCAUCAUGAAACAACAGGUGAGUGGCAGCCAGCCGUCCAUUUGCUCCGAGACCGGUAGGAACCUCUACGAUGUGUCCGAGGUUUGUCCCUGGGAGUUGGAAGAACCUCAGACUCCCUCUGAAGCAAAGACCCAGAAACAUGUUUCCAUUGCUCCUGAAGAAACCACCACAGGCCGGAGAGGCAGCAGCAGCAGCUCUGGAAUCAACAAAGGCAGCCGGUCCCAGCAGAGGCAGAAAGCCGGGCAGUCCCCUUCCAACAGACGGCGCUCUAAAGAUAAAGGAGGAGAACGGGACGAAGGCAGGGAGACACAGAAAUCUCGACCACCCAGGUCACCUCUCCCUCUCAAGCCAGACGUCUGUCCCUGGGAAUUCGAUGAGCAGCCCAUGUUGGGAGGAGACUCAGAUUCCAUCUCCCCAGACAGGAUCAGGCGCAAGAAAAGCGUCACACCCACUGAUGGGAAACCCAAGGGGCUCCACUCAGACCACUCCAAGUCCACGGGAAGCCUUUUGCAGCCUCCCUCCCUAAUGGUAGAGAUCUGCCCAUGGGAUUACACCAGCCCACCUUCCCCUAAGCAGGAAAAGUCCUGCAACAGCCCCACCACACACAAGAAGAAACGGAAAGGCUCCUGCUCGUCCAACCACAAAGCCGAGAAGGAGAAAGCUAGGGAGAAAAGCAGAGAAAGGCGGAGCUCCUCCAGCAAGCCGCCGUCGGAGAGGAGACGCAUUAGCCAGUCGUCGGAGUGCAGCGGGCAGGUUUCUGAGCGGCGGAGGAGCUCUACCAGAGACCAAGAGGUGAUGGAGAUCAGGAGGGGGGAUGUUUUCUCCCGGGAGACGGAGCCCGCACUCACCAGCUUUGCUCAGACUAAAAAAUCACCAGAGAAGAAGAAAGAGAGCUCUUUGAGUAUGAGUUACAAACCUGCUGUCAUCAGCGGGGCAAAGGUGGUUGAUGUAUGCCCCUGGGACUUUCAGGAUCAAGACUCUGCAGAGAGGGCGUGAUGACUGGUGUGAUGAUUGUAUUCUUUUGUAUUCACAGACUGACAGCACAGAGGACAAAGCAACCGAACAAUAAAGAUGUAACAUUGUAAUUGAUAAGAGAGUUUUUAUCGAGGUGAUUUUGAGAAGGAAACCAUUUCUUCUGUUGAUGCCACCAAACAUUAACUAUUUGAUAAAUAGCAAACAUCUCAUUGUUACGUUGCAGUGAAUGCAACCUUCAAGUGACUUUAGAGGAAUUUUUAGUCUGCACUUUUGCUCGCACAUUUGUCAAACUUACAUUGUAUGUAUGUUUUAUCAUUUCCGAGUACAUCAAGGCAAUUUGAAAAUGAAAUCAUACCUGUAUUUGACCAGCAGGUUGGACAAUAAUUUGUCACAAACAGUCAAUGCUUCACCUAUAUUUCUGUACAUUUCCCCUGUUACGCUGAUGAUAUUCUACGUUACGCAGUAAGACAGUGGAGAAUUACUGCAUCAGAUGCUUAUGAUGAAAACAAGCAGGUGGCAGUGGGAAAAAAAAAACAAUGGAAAAAAAGGCCCAGACACAGCUGUUAUGCUUUAGCUUUAGGUCAAAUACAUAAUUCAUGGCUGGAAAAUGAUCUGUAUGAUUAGUGAAACAUGGGAAUAACAAAGGAUUAUA